UUAUAUUAUUAUCCGACUCUGGAAUUGGGGUUAGAAAUCUGUCCCAAAAAAAAGUUUGGGGUCGGAAAGUGGAGGAAGUUGGGUGGGAUCAGCAGCAACACAUCACAAAUAAAUAGAAUAAAAUCAAUUCGGAGAAGUGAAGCAAAGAAUCGAAUAGAAACAAUGAAUCAUAUGUUCAUAUCAGGGAGAAGAAGCAUGUCGACGGUAUCCAAAGCCGUCGCCGAAAUAGUCGGUGUCGGCAAAACCAAGACUCGCAAAGCUACCAGUGAGCUCUGCACCUUCAUGGGCAUCCCUCAUCAUUGUCGUUCCGAAAUAGCCUUAAUCAUUUCCAAGUUCAUCAAACUCUACAAUUUCCGGAGUCCUGGUAUUAAGAAAGAUAAGCUCUGGGAGCAGAAUUUGCAAACGCUGUUGCGUGGCAGAAACAGUGUUGGUUUUCCCGAGAUUGCAAAGAUUCUGUCUCCUGAAUUCAGCCAGGGUGCGAUUAAUAUCAAGGAUACUAGUAUGGAUUCGGUCACGGAUAACACAAAGGCGAAAGGCCCACAGAAGAAAGGGAAAAAGUCAAAGAAAUAGGAAUUGGAGCAUGUGGUUGGGUUUCUUUUUUUCUUCCUAGGUAGGAUCCAAGUCAGAUUUUUGAAACUUCCUGUUUUACUUAAUCUUUAAUUCUGCAUGCUAGUUUCAUGAAAGGUUUCCAAUGACAAAACUCGAGUUUGAGUAUUGAAACUAGUUUGGCUAUUGCCUUGUGGUCCAAUGACAAAACUAUUUAUUUUCUGUGUUAUUUCCUGUUUACUUCGUCGUUACUUUUCUACUUGUUUGUUUCAUUGAACUAAAUCACAACUGUUAUAAAAAUUUCACAAUGCUUAUUAA
Cicer arietinum (chickpea) is the source of this 864-nucleotide messenger RNA. RefSeq lists its product as uncharacterized. Lineage: Eukaryota; Viridiplantae; Streptophyta; Magnoliopsida; Fabales; Fabaceae. The record is from RefSeq and is a predicted model, not a curated record.